Molecule: messenger RNA, 4350 nt
Organism: Tetrahymena thermophila SB210
Lineage: Eukaryota; Ciliophora; Oligohymenophorea; Hymenostomatida; Tetrahymenidae
Product: YLP motif protein
Exons: 1
Molecular function (GO): protein binding
Source: RefSeq, a predicted model, not a curated record
AUGAAGACAGAUAAUACAUUUAAUAACCUUGCUUAUGAUGGAAUUAUUUACAUGCCAGGUACAAAUAAAACAUAUUCUAAUUAUUAACCACCAGAUGAUUGCCCUUAUAAAGGUACUUAUAAUUUUGAUCCAAGAUGCAGAUAUUAUUAUCAGCCAACUGUAGGAAAUAUAUCAACUGUUGUCUUUCCUCCUAAUAUGAACCUCGGAACAACUGGUACUUAUUAUGCAAGUAUGUUUUGCUAGAGAAGAGUUAAUUUAGGUUCAUAAAAAUAAAAUGACAUUUUCUCAGUUCUAUGUAUAACACUAAAUCUACAAGCCUUACCUGCUUACUUUUAAAACUUUGGUAAUAACUCUAUAUAUUAGAUGCUAGUUGAUCCCUCAAGCUUGACAGUAGUUUACAAUUCAUAAGCAUAACUUUAAUAAUAAGUUACUGUGAUGCAAACUGAAACUGACUACCUUUAAGAUUAAUCUCAAGCAAAUAUAUUUAUAUAAAAUUUAACUUAAAACUCAAACUAUAUCAUAUUAAAUACUAGCUCUUAUCAACAAACGUAUUCAUUAGAUAACAGCCAACAAACAUUUGAAUAUAACAGAAAUGGUACUGAUUGUCUUGUAAUACUUAAUGUAAUCUCAAUGAUUGAUAAAGUACCAAAAAUAGAAAGAAAUAGACUUAAUAAUCCAGCUCCUAAGUUCUAAUUGAAGAAAGUUUACCUAUUUUUGGAUGUACUGACAAAAGAAAAUUUACAAAUUUAUGCCACAAAUCUAUAAAAUACUAUUUAUUUUUAUAAUAAAAUUUUUGCUUACACAAGUUACGGAUUAAUUUCUAUAAUUUUAAUAAUUCAAAUUUACUAAACGAUAGUUUUGGGGAAAUACAUAUUAAAUCCCAUAAUCCAUCUGACAUAAAUACUGAGCAAGAUAAGAAUACAAAAUUUAAAUCAAACUCAAACUACAAAUUUCGACUAAAAAGAAAAAAUGGCAGAAAAAUUAUAAACUAGGUAUGUAAGCUGCAACAAAACUACUUUCAAUGAAAUUAAAACCGAUUAAGUCAAUCAAAUCCUCAUAGAUGAGUAAAUUGAUGCAGAUUUUGAAGGAUUGUGUCAUUCUAGAGAUACACAAGAUCUUUUGAAUAGCUUUCAAGAUAUGUUUAAGGUACUAAGGUUUACAACUUAAAAUUUUUACAAAGAAGAUGCCAGCUUAUAGCUUUUGAAUCUAAUAAAAUAAAUUCAACACUUCUAACAAUUUGGUAAUCAUAGAGCACUUGGAGUUUGUUAUAACAAUAUGGGAGUAAUUCACUAUAAUUGUGGUAGAUUUCAGGAAGCUUCAGAAAAUUUUCAGUAAGCUAUUAUUUAUGCUAGUUACGAAUUAAAUACCUAUUCUCAUCACCACCAAGGAGAAACAGUUGAACUUAGUCAAAACCUGAAGAGAUUGACAGCUCAUUUAAGAAGUUCAAUAUAAAAUAAUUUAAAUCUAGAAUUUACUGAAGAUAUAAGCAACCUUAAUAUUUCUAUUCAUCAAGAAAAAUAAAGAUAGACAAAAUAGUAUAGUCAAUUGUAGAGUCAUCAAGUUGAGCUUUACUGGAGUCUAUUUAAUAGAAAAACAAAUUUAAUCAAAGCUAUGUAUAUGUUUAUUUAAAAUAAUAGCAAUAAAUUAUGGGAUAUAAUCGAAGAUUAUGCAUAUGAGAAUACAAUAAUCAGCUAAAUAUAUUUACCUCCUUCAAAUAAAAGAGAAAUGAUUAAUUAUUACUUUUUAUCUAAUGUGUUACAAAAAUAAAAUUUGGAUAAUGAAGCUAUUUAAGUGUUAAAUAGACUUAAUUAUUUUUAUGUAAAAAUAUAAGAAAGCAAAUAGGUAAAAUAGUUUCAAGAAAACUAAAAAUAAGUUGAUUUAAAUUUUUCCUAAAUUAUUAACAGUUAAUAAAAAAGAGAAUUGUAUUCAGAUAAUUUCAUAGAUUAAAGCAAAAAUAUGUAAAUCAGUAAUAUCAAUCAACCCAACGAUAUUAUGAGUUUCAAUAAUGAUACAAAUAACUCUUUUAUCUUAUAUUCUCCAAUCAAUAUAAAGAAAUCAAGGAGAAAAAAAAUAAAUAUUCAAGAUAAAAUAAAAGAUAAAGUUUAGAAUUUAUUUAACACUCAAAAUAACAAUUUUCUAAAUAAAUUAUAAACAAAUUUUCAAAAAAUUGACAAAAAUCAUAGUCAAGAAUAAGAAUUAAACUAAUAUAAUUAGAAAAUACAUUAAUUAUAAUUAAGAAAUUCUAUUUUUGCUUCUAAAAAAAGCAAAGGAAUCUACAACAAUUAGAUGAAAUCUGAUUCAAAUAACAUAUUUUUAUAAGGAUAUGAUUCUUUUAGUCAUAAUAUUUCAGAAGCAAAUAAUAAAACGAAUUUUAAUAGAAUUUUAUUUUUUUAGGAGGAAAAUGAGAAAAAUUAUGAUAAAAUCACCAAUCACAUCUCAUAAUAACCUCAAAAUAAAUAUCUAGCUGAUUAAUAAAUUUAAAAUGGAUUCCAUAAUAUUCAUUAGAAAUAAAGAUUUUCAAUCUUUAAAAGUACUUUACCACAUCAAGAAGUAUCAAAAUCACCAAAUUAAAAAUCAGACAAAUAAACAAAGUUUACCCAAAAAAAGAAGGAAAAAGCAAAUAAAGCUAAUAUGUUGGAAAGUAAUAAAUUUAUUUUCUACCCAGUGAGAAAACAUAAAAAUAACGAUAAAGUAAUAAAAUAUGAAUAUAGUUCAGAUAUCUACUUUCAAUUUUGCUCAAUUGAGCAUGCUUCCUAUUUAAUUAAACAAAAAAAAUUUUAUAAUGCAGCUAUAAUUCUAACUAGCUCUUUUGAGACGUGUUAAUAUUAUUUACCGAAUUUAAGAAAAUUACAAAUGGAUAUGCUUUUCAAUAUAUUCUAAAAAUAAAACAUAAACAGCAAAAGUUUUGAAAUAGCAAAUAAAAAAUAUGCUAAAAUGACAUCAUUUAUUUUCAACAUCUACGUUAUUUCAGCAUGCUAUAAGUAAUGCAACAAAGUAAAAUUAUAUGCAAUUUGUAAUGAUUUAGUAAAUGAAAUCCUCUUUAAAGAAAAUGAUAGUUUUGGAUUGAUUUAAUACAGUUUCGAAGAACAAAUAUUCAUGCAAUUAAUUGCCUCAACUUAUACAAAACUUAUAUAAUAAACUCCAUCAUUUUUUGAGUAGAUUUUACUUUCUUUGCUGCCAAAAAAAUAAGUCGAUUGCACAUAAAAUUUAAAAAACGAUAAAAUUUAGCUUUAACAAAAAAAUACUCUUGUUAAUCCUUAAUCUACUAGUAAUUUACCAUCACCAAACUAAAUUAGUAUUUUUUAAGAUAUAAAUUUGCAACCCAUUUAAAAUUUAAAUAUGAACCUAAAAACAGGUUCUAUAUUUAAAUCAAAUAAUUGCCACUCUAAUAAAAAGGCAUAAAAUUAAAAACUUGACUAAGAAUCAUUUAAUACCAGAGAAUGUAUCAGCUCAUACCAUCAGAAAUAGAAUCUAAAUUAUGCUACGAAUGAAUUUUUUGAAUAAAUAGAAUUAAGCUAAGUUUCCUCAUAAACAUCUUUAGACACUAUUCCUAAUUAAAUUGAAAUCUACCAAACUAAAGAAAAUAUUUAAAAACACAAUCUUACAAAAAUGUUAAAUUAAUAAUGUUUCUAAAUCUUUAGUAAUUUGAACAAUGCUUUAACAAUAAAGAGUAAUUCUAAGAAAUAAUCCCCAUAAUUUUAAAGUAUUAAUUCAAAUAUAUCAUUAAAAGUAGAUAAAAUGCAAUAAAUAUAUAAUAAAAUGGAAGAUCGUUAUAAAGAAGAUUCUAUCAAAAUAAAGAAUUUUUCUAAAAAAACAGAUUAAAAUAAAUCAGAUUAGCUAAAAUCUUACGACAAUUAAUUUGUUGACUAGAAAGCAAGCUAAGACAGAAGAAUAAAUGAAAGGAAAAAAUAACAAUGUAAAUCCAGUGAAUUAAUAUUUCAUUUAGGACUGCACGCAUGUUUAAAAUAGUUUAUAUUAAAUUCUGAUGAAAAGCUAAGUAUUCAUCUAACUUAAAAUCGCCAUAAACACUAAAACAAUAAAAAAUAUGAACCAUAAUAAAAUAAAUAAACUUACAUGAUUUAUAUUACAGACUAAUAUUUCCAAAUUACGCAAUCAAAUAUAAUGCAAGAAUUGAUUUAGCUACUAAAUAGCAUAGGCUCUGAAUUGUUAAUAUUAGUUCUUAAUGAUGUUUAAUAGUUUGAUGAGAGUAGUGAUUUAGACAAUGUAUCUAUUGAUGGCAAAUAAGUUAUAAGCUUUUUCAACACAGAAGAAAAAAUGCUGUAAUACAUUUAUAAUAACAGAGAGCAUCUAAAAAACUACCUGAUGCCAAUGGUUAUUGAACAUUUUUGA